Molecule: messenger RNA, 1545 nt
Organism: Closterium sp. Naga37s-1
Lineage: Eukaryota; Viridiplantae; Streptophyta; Zygnematophyceae; Desmidiales; Closteriaceae
Source: the annotation of a GenBank genome assembly
AUGGCUGGCGGGGCUGCGGGCAGCGAGCCCCCAGAGGAGCUGGACGUGGUGAUCAUUGGAGCGGGGCUGGCAGGGCUGCGGGCAGCAGUGGCACUACAGGAGGCGGGGGUGCAGAUGAAGGCUGCUGAUGGACAGCCCCCCGAGGAGCUGGACGUGGUGAUCAUCGGAGCGGGACUCGCAGGGCUUCGAGCAGCGGUAGCGCUGCAGGAAGCCGGGGUGCCUUGUGUGGUGCUGGAGGCGUCAGACGGGGUGGGAGGGCGCGUGCGCACAGAUGAAGUGGACGGAUUCCUCCUGGACAGGGGCUUCCAGAUCUUCCUCUCAGCCUACCCCGAGGCACAGCAGGUGAUGGACUACGAGGCGCUGGACCUCAGGCCUUUCUACUCGGGCGCUCUCGUGUGGUUCGGAGGCUCCUUCCACAGGGUGGCAGACCCUUUCCGUCACACAUCAGACGGCCUCUCCUCCCUCUUCAACCCCAUCGGCUCUGUCUUUGACAAACUGCGUGUGGGGUUGCUGCGCCUGAAAGCCGUGUCCACGCCUGUGGAAGGAAUUUUAGCAGCACCAGAGAGCAGCAUUGAGGAGGCGCUCAAGAAGCAAGGGUUCUCCAACGAGAUGAUCGACCGCUUCUUCCGUCCCUUUCUUGGAGGGAUCUUCUUUGAUAACGAGCUAAGCACUUCCUCUAGGUUGAUGGAGUUUGUGCUACGCAUGCUCGCCCUGGCACCCAACACCCUCCCCUCAUCCGGCAUCGGAGCCCUCGCCUCUCACCUCGCCUCUCGCCUUCCCUCCCACUCCAUCCGCCUCAACUCCCCCGUCUCCUCCAUCUCGCCUGCUGUUCCCACCGACGAAGCCGAUGGCAAAGGUUCGGAAGCUGGUUCGGGUGUGCCGAGCCUGCUGACGAUGCAGGAUGGGAAGAAGAUUUUGGCCAAGGGAGGGGUCAUAGUGGCAGUGGAACAACCAGUGGCUCAGAGGCUGCUUCUAGGGGAGGGAGGUAGCGACAGCAGCAGCAGCGGCGCCAGCACCAGCAGCAGCAGCAGCAGCAGCAGCGAUGACACAGCUAGCAGCACUUCUGCUAUAGCCACUCAAGAGCCCCGCAGCACAGUGUGUCUCUACUUUGCGUCAGACUCCCCUGCCCCUGUCUCCGAGCCCAUCCUCUUUUUAAACGGCUCCGGUAGCGGCAUUGUCAACAACCUCUCCUUCCCCAGUGUAGUGUCCCCCUCCUAUGCUCCUCCGGGCAAGACACUGGUUUCGGUGUCCCUAGUCGGCACCUAUGAGGACCGGACCGAAGCUGAACUUGAGGCCCGGGUCCGUACGGAGCUGGCAGGCUGGUUCCGAAAGGAGGAAGUGGAGGCUUGGAAGAUGCUCCGGGCAUACAGGAUUCCGUUUGCUCAGCCGGGACAAAGGCCUCCCACUGACUUCUCUGGGGAAGUGGAAGUGGGGGGGAGGGAGGGAGUGUAUGUGUGUGGAGAUCACAAGAGCUCCCCCACUUUUGAUGGAGCAUUGGCUUCUGGUAGAAGGGCAGCAGAAGCUUUGCUGGCUCAAAGAGCGUGA